This is a messenger RNA of Candidula unifasciata, 321 nucleotides long. Lineage: Eukaryota; Metazoa; Mollusca; Gastropoda; Stylommatophora; Geomitridae. The record is from the annotation of a GenBank genome assembly.
UACAAACCACAUACUCUCAGAUGUACAAACCACAUACUCUCACCGGUACAAACCACAUACUCUCACCAGUACAAACCACAUACUCUCACCAGUACAAACCACAUACUCUCACCAGUACAAACCACAUACUCUCACCCGUACAAAUCACAUACUGUCACCUGUACAAACCACAUACUCUCACCAGUACAAACCACAUACUCUCACCGGUACAAACCACAUGCUCUCACAUGUACAAACCACAUACUCUCACCAGUACAAACCACAUACUCUCACCAGUACAAACCACAUACUCUCACCAGUACAAACCACAUACUCUCACCA